Molecule: messenger RNA, 3334 nt
Organism: Cyprinodon variegatus (sheepshead minnow)
Lineage: Eukaryota; Metazoa; Chordata; Actinopteri; Cyprinodontiformes; Cyprinodontidae
Gene: zbtb7c
Product: zinc finger and BTB domain containing 7C
Exons: 4
Coding region: 351-2345 (664 amino acids)
Biological process (GO): regulation of transcription by RNA polymerase II
Molecular function (GO): RNA polymerase II cis-regulatory region sequence-specific DNA binding; DNA-binding transcription factor activity, RNA polymerase II-specific; protein binding
Source: RefSeq, a predicted model, not a curated record
CCUUCCUCUCACUCCCUCGCGCUCAGUGCGCACAGAGCCACUGACUCCAAACUCCACACGUUUCCAGACAAUCGGUUGGCGCACUGCUCCAUUUCCCUCCACUGGAUAUUCUUCUUAAGGUGCAUUUUUUUUCCUCCUCUUUAUUUUCUUUUAAUUUUCUGAAUGGGCAGCAGCGCUCAGAACAAGGAGCUUUUUGAAUGGACCUGUUUGACAGCCGGUAGGUGCGAUUCAGUUUGAAAGAGGGAUGCUGAGAGGUCAAGUGAGGAGCAGCUUUGCCUCUUAGUAGUCUGGAAAUACAAAGACACGUGAGGGGAACCGUGAAAGCUGAAGGAAGAAUUAGAGGGAGGAGGAUGGUUCAUCACAGUGAGGAUGACUUGAUUGGGAUCCCUUUCCCAAACCACAGCAGCGACGUCCUCUGCAGCCUGAAUGAGCAGCGGCGAGAUGGGCUGCUCUGUGACGUCGUCCUCAUUGUCCGCGACCAGGAGUACCGCACCCAUCGCUCCGUUCUGGCCGCUUGUAGCCAGUAUUUUAAGAAGCUCUUUACAGUCGCUACUGCAGACGGAGGAGACCCCCAUCAUGCUGCUGCCGCCGUGUAUGAAAUCAACUUCGUAGCUCCAGAGUCCCUCACCGCUAUCCUGGAGUUUGCCUACACCUCCACUCUGACAGUGACCGCGUCCAAUGUCAAAGAGAUCCUGACUGCAGCACAGAUGCUGGAGAUCCCCUGCAUCAUCAACGUUUGUCUGGAGAUCAUGGACAGUGGGGAUGGAGGCGGAGAAGGUGGGAGACGGGGACAGGAGGAGGAAGGAGAGGAGGAUGAAGAGGAAGAAGAGGAAGAGGACGAGGAGGAUGAGGACGAGGAGGAUGAGGAGGAGGACAUGGGCUCCAGGAAGGAUGAGCAGGAAGAGGAGGAGGACAACGUCAGCGAGAGGUCACUGCAGUCGUUGGAGAGCAGGGGUGAGCAGACGCCUCUGGGGACGGAGGACUCUUCCCCUCCAAGCACCUCCACCUACCAGGGUCAGUUGGACCAACUGUCCCAAUCUCAGUCUCCAGACACCAUCAGAGGCAAACAGGAGAAUAUGGAGAGUCGGGCUCUCAAGGAUUUUUCCAUUGAGUCUCUCCUCCAGGAAGGGCUAUAUCCCCGGAUGUCGGCUCUCGACCGGAGGACCAACUUCUCUCCUCUCAUGCCUGGAUUCUACCCCUCUAUGUGGGCUGCAGAGUUCCCAGCUUUCCCCCAACAGCUUUUGAACCCUCCACAUCCUCAUGUUGCAACCUCACCACAAACCCGACUCCCUCACACCUUCCCCUCCUCCACUCAUCUCGAGGCUUCAAGGCCCCUCGAUCUAGCUGUGAAACGAGAAAUCAUCAAGGAGGAGAUAAAGGAAGAAGUCUCUCCCAGUCUGCUCCAAAGCGACUUCUUGAAAGACUUUGUCAGCUCAGGUUUGGGAGGCACCAUAAGUGCUGGAUCGGCGUUAUCGGAGGGUCACAUCAAGGAUGAGGCGGACAUUAGGUCUUACCUGAGCUUUCUGAGCUCGGCAUCCCACCUAGGGGCGCUGUUUCCGCCCUGGCAGCUGGAAGAGGAGAGGAAGAUGAAGCCCAAAGCUUCACAGCAGUGUCCCAUCUGCAAUAAAGUCAUCCAAGGAGCCGGGAAACUGCCACGGCACAUGAGGACGCAUACGGGGGAGAAACCUUACAUGUGCACAAUCUGCGAAGUGCGAUUCACAAGGCAGGACAAACUGAAGAUCCACAUGCGGAAGCACACCGGCGAGCGCCCCUACAUCUGCCUUCACUGUAACUCCAAGUUUGUCCACAACUACGACCUGAAGAACCACCUGCGUAUCCACACCGGCGUCCGUCCCUACCAGUGUGAGCACUGCUACAAGAGCUUUACUCGCUCCGACCACCUUCACCGACACAUCAAGAGGCAAAGCUGUCGUAUCUCACGGCCCAGACGGGGGCGGAAGCCGACCGCCUGGAGGUCCACGUCCGCCGGAGGGUUCCUGUGCCCUCCCACUGUCUCAGCUGGCCGGAUGGAGGAGAAUGGGCUUAGUACCGCCUACCAGGGCGUUAAGAACCACGGACUUGGAGAUCUUCUCGGCCUCAACGGCAGAGGGUUAGGGUUUAAAAGUGUGGACGGUUCGCUGAGGGAGAGCAGGGAGGAGCGGCAAACAGAGGGAAGACGGGCUGCAGAGGAGGAGAAGGCUGGAGCAUUGAGGCAAAGGGGAGUGUUUGCUUUCGCCCUCGCUGGAGAAGAAAUGCUUACCCACUCUCCAUUUUACGCGGCAACCGCUGACCCAUGGACCAUGAGGCUGGAACGUGCUCCACCCAUCCCCGAGUCGGCAAAAUGAACUCUAAGCUUUAGAAUAAAAAAAAAUAAGAGUCUGUUCUGCUCCAGGAAGUUAAAGCACCUUUUAUUAAAAGGGAAAAAAGGGGAAACUUUGUGAAGCCUGCUGUAUGGCAGUGGUAACGCUGUUUAUUUUCUUCUUCAUUUGGUUCAAUUCAGCCAUGAAAAUAAUAAUUUAAACCCCAUGAAGGUUUACAGAUAUUCUAAAGGCAUCUAAUGAACCUGUAAAUUGGUGUUUCCUAACAUUUAAAAAAAAUGAACGUUUACAUGAAGAUCCGACCCAUUAAAAAAACAGGAUUUUACAGCAGAAGACAUUUACAGACUUUUGAAAUAAAUUAUUGAAAGCUUUUUUUUCUAUAUUGAUUGUGUUUACAUGAUAGAAAUAAACAGCGAUAAGAGCAUUCAUCUCCAUUUUUUUUAGUUUUAUUUAAAUUCUUUUUUUUUUUUUAAAGCACUUGAAACCUAUCAGGAUAUUUGACCAUGGUUUAUUCUUCUCCACUGCCUUGUUCUGAUUUAAGCUCCUUAUCUGCACUAUUGUAAAUAAAACCUCUGGCCGUGGUGGUGUUAAUUAAGGUGAUGUGGCUGAUGAUGUAAAAUAAUUAUAAUUAAAAAACAGAAUAUAUAUAUAUAUGUAUAUUACUCUUUAAAGACUGAGACAUCCAUCCAAAGAUGAGUACUUUGAUAUCUGACUUGAAUACAACUCUGUUUUGAAAUUGAGAAUUUUCUGUGUCUUUGGAUGCUUUAUAAUUCUGACUAAUCAACAGCCGCUUUAGCUGCAACGGUAUGCUUGUGUUUUUUGCUCUGGUGCAACAAAUCGGCAAAAACUUUGUUCUAAAUUUUUCCCUGUAAUGUUCAUCUCUGAUUUGCACGAUGAUGAGUGCAAAAAAUAUUUGAACUAAAAUGGGAAAGUAUUUUCUUGCUAUUUAUGUGUAUUUAAAUGAAUAAGCCUUGGCUAUAUUUUGCAAAUUUGUUUUAUAAAGACACUAAAUGUUG